Molecule: messenger RNA, 2400 nt
Organism: Cyphellophora attinorum
Lineage: Eukaryota; Fungi; Ascomycota; Eurotiomycetes; Chaetothyriales; Cyphellophoraceae
Product: Vesicular-fusion protein sec18
Exons: 2
Coding region: 1-2400 (799 amino acids)
Biological process (GO): intra-Golgi vesicle-mediated transport; SNARE complex disassembly; Golgi to plasma membrane protein transport
Cellular component (GO): Golgi stack
Molecular function (GO): ATP hydrolysis activity; ATP binding
Source: RefSeq, a predicted model, not a curated record
AUGUCGUACGAACGAGACUUAUUCGGCGGCAGGGGCCGUGACACGCCCCCAAGAGCGCCACCCUCAUACAACCAGAGGCCUCCCACAGGCGGAUUGCCGCCCAGACCGCAGCAGCAAUAUCCGCAACAACCGCAACAGCCUAUGCGCAGUAGCCGUCAAAAUGGCCCUCCAGGAGGCCGCUGGUCGCUUUCACCGGUCAAGAGUCCGGAUAAUUCAUUCACAUUUCGAAAUCUCGUCGCAGUGUCAACACAAGAGUUCCAGCCCUCCCGCGAUGGCUCCGACCUCCUACUCAUGGUCAACGGCAUGUUUGUGGUGUCUGCGAAGCCAAUAGACCAGUUCCAACCAGGCACGAUAGGUCUAUCAGAACCACAGCGAUCAUGGAUGGGCAUUGCGCUUACGGAUCAACUACAAGUCGAGAUCUACGACCCAUUCAGUCAGGGCGGACAGGCAUAUCUGGGCUCGAUGGACUUAGAGGUGGGCUUCGCGGCCAAGAGCAAGACACCACAAACACCAUACGACCAAGAUGACCUGGCGAAAGAGGUGUCCAAGGUCUUCCAGAAUCAGGUCUUCGCACCUGGACAGCGGUUCCUGAUGGACCUACGGAGUGUCCCGCUCAACAUUACAGUCAAGACGGUCGAACUUAUGGAUUUGAACGAGAAGGCAUCAGGGAGUCCGCCCGCCUCAGAUCCUCGUGCACGCGGCAUAUUGACACCACAUACCCAAAUGAACUUCUUCAAGGAUGCUCGGACGCCAAUCAAUAUAAAGGCCUCCUCGCGGCGGCCGGCGGCGAAUGCUAUCAUUGCUCCUGACUUCAAGUUCGAAGAUAUGGGCAUCGGUGGCCUGGAUGCAGAGUUCAGCACCAUCUUCCGAAGAGCAUUCGCCUCUCGCAUCUUCCCGCCUGGACUCGUUGAGAAGCUGGGCAUCCAGCACGUCAAGGGUAUGCUGCUUUUUGGCCCUCCAGGUACUGGCAAAACGCUCAUAGCACGUCAAAUCGGUAAAAUGCUAAACGCAAGAGAGCCCAAGGUCAUCAACGGCCCCGAAGUCCUCAACAAGUACGUCGGCCAGUCAGAAGAGAACAUCCGCAAGCUCUUCGCAGACGCAGAGAAGGAGUAUAAGGAGAAAGGAGACGAAUCUGGUCUGCACAUCAUCAUUUUCGACGAGCUGGACGCGGUAUGUAAGCAGCGUGGAAGCGGAGCAGGAGGCGGUACUGGUGUAGGCGACAGCGUCGUCAAUCAGCUUCUGUCUAAGCUUGAUGGCGUCGACCAGCUCAACAAUAUCCUCCUGAUCGGUAUGACCAACCGAAAGGACAUGAUCGACGACGCCCUGCUCCGUCCUGGCCGUCUCGAGGUCCAUAUGGAAAUAUCGCUACCUGACGAGCAUGGCCGCCAACAGAUCCUCAACAUCCAUACAACAAAGAUGCGCACUAACGGCGUCAUGGACUCGGAUGUUGACCUUGCAGAGCUUGCGAAGCAGACCAAGAACUUCUCCGGUGCAGAGAUAGGUGGUCUCGUCAAAUCCGCUACCUCUUUCGCUUUUAACCGCCACGUCAAGGUUGGCACCAUGGCCGGCGUUUCAGACGACGUUACCAACAUGAAAGUCAACAGGGCGGACUUUGAGCAUGCUUUGGAAGAAGUAAAGCCCGCUUUCGGUGUAUCAGAAGAAGAGCUCGGAAAUUGUCUCCGGGGUGGUAUUCUUCACUAUUCGCCAUACAUUCAGGAUAUCCUCCAGGAGGGCUCCCUGUUCGUUUCGCAAGUCCGUAAUGUGGGCUCGACACCUGUCUUCUCCGUCUGUCUCCACGGUGCUCCCAAAUCUGGGAAGACCGCCCUGGCGGCAAAAAUCGCUAUUGAUUCUGGCUACCCAUUCGUCAAACUCAUCUCUCCUGAAGACAUGGUCGGCAUGUCAGAGGGACAGAAGGUUGCGCAGCUCACAAAGGUCUUCACAGACGCAUACAAAUCUACGUUAUCUGCCAUCGUGGUGGACUCCCUGGAGAUUAUACUGGAAUGGGUGCCUAUUGGGCCGCGUUUCUCGAAUCCAAUCUUCCAGACCCUCGUCACGUUGCUGCGCAAACAGCCACCCCAAGGCCGUCAGCUCCUCAUCCUGGCCACAACGUCGGACCGCAGCAUCAUGCAGCAGCUGGGCAUAUGGCAGGACUUUAGUGCAGAGAUCGCUGUACCGACUGUCGCGUCGUACCAGGAACUGGAGUACGUCAUGAGGGAAAGUCGCGUGUUCUCUGGAGCGGAAAUCGAAAGCGCAAUACGCGAAAUCCAGGAGAUAACGGGAGCGAGAGACGUUGGAGUUGGAAUCAAGAGAGUCCUCCUGGCCAUAGAAACGGCGAAGCAGGACGCGGAUAAGGCCAGUCGGUUUGCGGGAGUGAUGGGAAGGGCGAUCUCGCAGAGGUAG